Messenger RNA from Colletotrichum lupini, 933 nucleotides. RefSeq lists its product as uncharacterized. Lineage: Eukaryota; Fungi; Ascomycota; Sordariomycetes; Glomerellales; Glomerellaceae. Bases 1 to 933 code for a protein of 310 amino acids. The record is from RefSeq and is a predicted model, not a curated record. The transcript has 4 exons.
AUGGCGCGGUUUCCAGUAGCCCGGCUGCUCCUGGCAUUGCUAGCAACGGCUUUCACCAACGCGCAACUUUCCGAUCAGUCGCAGUACAGCAUCCCUUGCGUGAUGCAAUACGUCGGCUGUGUCCUCAUCCCAAACUUCAACACGGUCUUCAGCCGUCUACUGGGCGACGCUACUCUGACUCCUGGCAAGUGCCAGCGAUUCUGCAGCGAUCUUGGUUCGACGUACGGAAGCCUAUACGAUGGUUACUACUGCAGAUGUUCAAUUGUGCCCGAGACGGUAGCGCCUGUCAUCGUUACAGUAGCCGAAUCUCAAUGCAACAGAUACCACUGCCACGACAUUGUCUUCAUCCUCGAUGUCAACCUCCUCCGUCUCCUCGUCAUCUUCGUCCUCCUCGACGGACUCAACAACGUCGACCUCAACAACCUCAACGACCUCGACAACUUCAACGACCUCGACAACCUCAACAACCUCAACGACAAGAAGCAUCCCAACGUUCCCAGUCAACACCCUAGUUCCCGCCCCCCUCGCACCAGCACGGUACAUAGCUUGUUCCCCUCGGCGCCUUGUGGCGGUGCGAUUCCGUUUGAGCUGGGCGCACCGGUGUACACCGUGUACCAGCUGGACGAGAGCCUCCUCAACUCCACGAGUUCGAGUUCAUCUUCGACCGUCUCCUCUACUUCGACUACGUCUUCUCUUUCGUUGAGUUCGGAUACUCCGGUUUCUGGCACCAGGAUCAUCAAGCAGCGUCAGUUCGCUCUACUACUCAAAUACAACCUCUCUAGCGACAACUUCAAGCCAGUCAGCGACCUUGAGCACUUCAGCCUCGACUACACCAGCGUCAAGCGUUCCCAGCAGCGGAUCCCCCCUUACAACUCUACCGCUUUCUUCAACGUCUCCUACUUCAGUCUCUGCUUCAAUCCCUACAACGAGUAG